AUGUAUAUUGAAUAUGUGAUACUGGAUGGGUUCAAAAGCUACUCCACAAGAACAGUAAUAGGUCCUCUAGAUCCACACUUUAAUGCCGUCACGGGGUUGAACGGGAGUGGGAAGUCGAAUGUUUUGGAUAGCCUGUGCUUCGUGUUUGGAAUUUCAGACCUGUCGACAGUGAGAGCGACGAAGUUAGACGAACUGAUCUAUAAGCAGGGGCAAGCUGGUAUAACGAGAGCAUCAGUGACCAUAAUCAUAAACAAUAACCAGCCGAACUCGCCACUUAUGCACCCGUACAACACAAUGAAGGAAAUAACAAUAACGCGUCAAAUAGCAAUAGGAGGAAAAAAUAGGUACUUUAUAAACAACCACCCUGCGACGCCGAAGAACAUUUUCGACUUCUACAACACAGCAAGAAUGAACAUAAACAACGCAAGGUUCCUUAUAAUGCAGGGAAGAGUAACGAAAGUGGUAAACAUGAAGCCGAAGGAGUUGCUGGAGCUGAUAGAGGAAGCAAGCGGAACGAGAAUAUACGAAAACAAGAAGACAGUGGCACUGAGGUUGAUAAAGAGGAAGGACGAGAAGAUGCAGGAGAUAGAAAAAAUCAUAAAGGACGAUAUAUCGCCAAUGAUGCAGAAGCUGAAGAGCGACAAGGAUGAUUUCCUGAAGUACAGUAACGUUAAGGACGAGUACGACCGCUUGAAGAAAAUACAGGCGUACCUGCAAUACAGCUAUUACAAGGAGUCGAUGGAGAAGUUGGAGGAAAGUUACAGGAGUAAAAAGGAUGAAAUGGAAAAUAACCUGAAGUCAGUGAAGGACAUGGAUCAGCUGAUCAAAAGUAUGAGUGAGAAGCUGGAACAGGAGCAGAAGACAUUGAGUUCGACACAGAAACAAGUGGAAGCGUACAACUUGAGAGUAGAUACAGUGAAUAAAGCAAUAUCGAAGCUGAAAAGUAACAAGAAAAUCACGGAAAAGGACUACAAGGAGUUGUUGGACGCAAUGGAGGAGACGUCGAAGGAGAUAGAAACGCACACAGCAAGUUUGAGCGAGUUUGGACAAGUGGACGCAUUCAACGAGUUCGCAAAAAAGGUGGAAUUGGAUAGAAAGAAGCUGAAGGAACUACAGCAGUUGGCGAAUACAGGAGGGAAGGUGGGCCAGAUGAGUCAGCUUAAGUCGAAGCUGUCGUCGUGCAUAUCGGAAUUGGAGAACUCGGAAAGAGUAGUGGCGCACCUGGAGCAGGAGAUAAGGAAGAAUGAGUUGAAAUUGAAGGAGUACAACGAGUCGAAGAGUAGCUACGACGCGAAGAUGGAGGAGAUCAACGAGAGGAAAUCGCAACUGGGGAGAAGAAUACAACAAAUAAACAAGCAGCUGGCAGAGCACGGCCAGGGAGACGUGGUGGCGGAUCUGCAGGGAAAACUGCGGAAGAUGAGGGAGAAGAGAGAGAGGCUGGAGCAGGAGCUGUGCAUGAACGAGCAGGAACUGAAGAAGCACAGAGUGCAGGUGAAGACGGUAGGAGAUGCGACCGGGUACCACGGGCAGAUCUUCGACGUAUUGGGCCUGAAUGAGCUAGGAAUUAGCUACUCAGUGCCAAUACACGUGUUGGUGGGCUAUAAGCUGAGUUACCUGGUGGCAAUGAACUCGAAGCACGCGAAGAGCCUGUUCAAGCUGAAUAACUUCGCAAGCAGCAGCAAGAAGGUGACGAUAGUGCCGCUGGAAGACAUCAAGGUUAACUACCUGCUGACGGAGGAGGACCUGAGGCAGAUAAAGGCAACUUUGAGCGUGGGAAAGGAAGAUGAGAGGAGAGUGCUGGGCUACUGGGAAGUGUUCGAGUACGAAGAAAAGUUCAGGAAGCUGGCGCAGUACGUGAGCGGAAACUGCGUCUUCUGCAACAAGGACAGCGACGCGAAGAGCAUAGCGUACUCGAAGGAGCUCAGAAAGAGGUUCGCAACGGCGACGCUGCAGGGAGACAGGUACGACACGUCAGGAACGAUGUCAGGAGGAGGGAACAAGUACCUCAACGAGACGCUGAAGACAGUGUCGAUGUUGAGGAGCGCCCAGAGAGAGUUAGAGGAAGCAGACAGAGAGGUGUCGAAGCUGAAUGACCAGCUGGCACAGUGUAAGAGUAUGACGGAUGAACUAUACGACCUGAAGAGUAAGCACGAGUUGUGCACCUCAGACCUGUUGAGUCUGCAGAUGAGGCUGAAGGGAGGAGAGUACUACACAGUGCUGGAGAGAAUCAACAGCAGUAAGGCGCAGCUGGAGACGAAGAUGAGCAGAAUGAGUGAGCUGAGGGAGAAGAGAGAGCAGUACGAGCAGGAGCUGGCAAGUCUGUCGAAGAGUAACGAGGGAGACCUGGAGGGAAAGAUUAAGCUGAUAAAGGAGAGUCUGAAGAAGGCAAGUGUCCAGCUGGAGCUGCUGAAGGAGCAGAACCUGAAAAAGAGCACGCUGGAGCACCAAAUAAACUCGAACAAGCAGGAGCUGGAAAAUAAGAAGAUGCAGAAGCAGUCGCUGGAGGAAAUGAAGAUGAGCCAAGAAGAGGAAAUAAAGCAAAAAGAAGAAGAGCUGAAGAAACUGAAGAAGGAGCUCGAGGGAGAAAACAGUAACCUGAGCAGCGUGCAGAGCGUAAUAGAAAAGACGAUUAAGGAUAAGGAAAAGCUGGCCUCGAGCGUGGAUGAGAUGAACCUGUCGAUAAAGCAGCUGGAGUAUGACCUGGAGACGUGCGAAAAGGACAUCAACGAGUACCAGGUUAAGAUGGCGAAGCUGGAAAUCGAGAACCCGUACGUGGUCUCGCCGGACCCGGAGCUGUUAGAAGGCGCGCACCUGUCGAGUAGAACGAGCAUCAUGGACAGCCACAGAACGACGAGCUCGAACAGAGAGUCCUCAAGGUCGAGCAGGAACGAGAACACAGGAGAGUCGGCACCGGACGGGUCAGGAAGGCUGGACCCAGGAAAGGAGACGAGUAGAGAAGGACCGACGAUGGGCAUGGCGAGAAGUGACAGUAACCAGGGGGAGGGAAGCAGAAGCAACUCGAGAAGAGACUCGCUUAAGGACAGCUCAAGAAGGGAGACGAGCAGAGACUCGAGCAGGAGAGAGCAGGGCAACGUGAAGAGGGACCUGGCGCACGUUAACGCGAAGCUGGAGCGCCUGCAAAAACUGAAGGAGAAGCUGAGCAGAAGAAUAAACCAGAAGGCGCAGCAGAUGUACGACAACAUCCAGCACGAGUACAACGACCUGAUCAAUAAGAUGAGCAAGGUGCAGAACGACAGGAACAAGAUAGAAAAGACAAUAGAGCAGCUGGACAGGAAGAAGCAGCAGAGCAUUAACGAGAUAUUCACGAAGGUCAACGACCACUUCGCAAAAAUAUUCUCGCUCCUGCUCAACAAUGCGACGUGCAAGCUGGUGCCCGCGGACAGCAAGGACAUCAACUCGGGGAUCCUGAUGAAAAUAUGCUUCAACAACGUGUGGAAAAACUCGCUCUCGGAGCUGUCAGGGGGUCAGCGGUCGCUGCUGGCCCUGUCUCUGAUCCUCGCGAUGCUGAAGGUGAAGCCGGCGCCGGUCUACAUCCUCGACGAGAUCGACGCGGCGCUGGACCUGAGCCACACGCAGAACAUCGGCAAGAUGGUGAAGCAGCAGUUCCAGUACUCGCAGUUCAUCAUCAUCAGCCUCAAGGAGGGCAUGUUCAGCAACGCGAACACGCUCUUCAAGGUGAAGUUCCUGAACGGCCACUCGGUGAUAUCGCGCCACACGAGCUCGGCGGCGGCCGGAGGAGCCGCCAGCAACGCAGUCCUGACGAACGGGGCGACCAACACGCUCGAGACUGGGGGUGCAGACGGAGUUUCGGAGCACGACCGGAAUGGUUUGAACGACGCGCGGGGUGUAAACCACGGAAGUAGCCAAAACGGCGAAGUGCACCACACGAGGAAGAAAAGUAAAAAGAAAUAA
Molecule: messenger RNA, 3933 nt
Organism: Theileria orientalis strain Shintoku
Lineage: Eukaryota; Apicomplexa; Aconoidasida; Piroplasmida; Theileriidae
Product: chromosome segregation protein
Exons: 2
Coding region: 1-3933 (1310 amino acids)
Biological process (GO): chromosome organization
Cellular component (GO): chromosome
Molecular function (GO): ATP binding; protein binding; ATP hydrolysis activity
Source: RefSeq, a predicted model, not a curated record